CGCAGUGUGAGAACAGUCACCGUUAGAACUUCUCUAAAAUAGGAUUUUCAAGAUGAACAGAGCUGUAACUACUUGAACACACUACAUUAGUAGCUAAAUAUCUUAGAAUGAAUCUCUCUUUUCUUUCUCCCUGCGUUUCUGAGUAGAGUUUUGUCUCCUCCUCCCUCAUCACUUCUUUCAAACACAGGAAGUGUCUGUUUUCACAACAGAAAACAGUCGAUAAUGUGACAGUAUGGGGUCCAGUGCAUUGCUUCUCAUCUUGCUGAUGUCCUUCAUCCACUCUGGACUCAAUCAAUGUGCUGAAGUAAAACCUGUAGUGAAGGUGACGCCAGAUCAGCGUGUGUUCAGAGAAGAGACAGUCACUCUCACAUGUGACUUACAGGGAGGAGGAAACAUUCAGUGGACAUACAGAUGGUUUAAAGAUGAAAACCCUUAUUAUACAACAACAGCAGAGUUCAGUUUCACAGCUCAAGUGUCUCACAGUGGUAAAUACAGCUGUAGAGGAGAGAGAUCACACUCACAGACAGACAUCAGUGCUGCUGUUACACUGACUGUAUCAGAUUCACCCACAUCUACACUGACUGUGACUCCAGACAGAUCUGUAUUCACUGGAGAGACAGUCAAUCUGAAGUGUGUGAUAGAGACUUACAGAUACUGGAUCUGGAGAAAUUACCAGAGAGAUGACUGGAGAGACUGGACACAUGAGUGGAGAUAUGAGUGGUAUAAAGGCAGUUCAAAGUUACAGAAGUCUGAGUGUCACACUGUAACCAGAGACACUCUUAGUAUUGUUGAAGCUGUUACAUCUGAUCAGGGUCAGUACUGGUGUAGAGGACUGAGAGAUGGAAGACCAAACUCAUCACAAUCAAGCUCUGUUGUUUCUCUCUCUGUGAAGGAUUCACCCACAUCUACACUGACUGUGACACCAGACAGAUCUGUAUUCACUGGAGAGACAGUCAAUCUGAAGUGUGUGAUAGAGACUUACAGUGACUGGACCUGGAGAAAUUACCAGAGAGAUGACAGGAGAUACUGGACACAUGAGUGGAGAUAUGAGUGGUAUAAAGGCAGUUCAAUGUUACAGGCGUCUGAGCGUCACACUGUAAACAGAGACACUCUCAGUAUUGUUGGAGCUGUUACAUCUGAUCAGGGUCAGUACUGGUGUAGAGGACUGAGAGAUGGCAGACCAAACUCAUCACAUUUAAGCUCUGCUGUUUCUCUCUCUGUGAAGGAUAAACCGAAGCCAAAUCUGACUGUAAAGCCUCAGAGUUCAGUGUUCACUGGAGACACAGUUACUCUCAGCUGUGACGUGGGACAGUCAACUGGAUGGACGUUUCUCUGGAGGAAAGACUCAAACCGUGAAUCCAUUGAUCAUUCAACUAAAACAAUCAGUUCUGUGAGAGUCUCUGAUGGAGGAACAUACCAGUGCAGAGCAGAGAGAGGAAAAUACUACACAGAGCUCAGUGAUACAAUUAAGAUAACAGUGAGAGAGAGACCCAAACCUGUAGUGCGUGUUCAGCCUGAUGUUCGUGUGUUCAGAGGAGAGACGGUCACUCUCACAUGUGACAUACAGGAGACAGGAGUCUGGCGGUACAACUGGUAUAAAGAUUAUUACAGCAGAAGACAAGUCCAGAUCUAUUACACCGCAGGACAAGACAAGAGCUAUAUAAUCACAUCUGUGGAUUGGUCUCAUGCUGGUGUGUACAGCUGUAGAGGAACCCAGACUAAAGCCCCACAGUACUCAGAGAUCAGUGACAGAGUUAUGCUGACAGUAUCAGAUAAACCGAAGCCAAAUCUGACUGUAAAGCCUCAGAGUUCAGUGUUCACUGGAGACACAGUUACUCUCAGCUGUGAUGUGGGACAGUCAACUGGAUGGACGUUUCUCUGGAGGAAAGACUCAAACCGUGAAUCCAUUGAUCAUUCAACUAAAACAAUCAGUUCUGUGAGAGUCUCUGAUGGAGGAACAUACCAGUGCAGAGCAGAGAGAGGAAAAUACUACACAGAGAUCAGUGAUACAAUUAAGAUAACAGUGAGAGAGAGACCCAAACCUGUAGUGCGUGUUCAGCCUGAUGUUCGUGUGUUCAGAGGAGAGACGGUCACUCUCACAUGUGACAUACAGGAGACAGGAGUCUGGCGGUACAACUGGUAUAAAGAUUAUUACAGCAGAAGACAAGUCCAGAUCUAUUACAGCGCAGGACAAGACAAGAGCUAUAUAAUCACAUCUGUGGAUUGGUCUCAUGCUGGUGUGUACAGCUGUAGAGGAACCCAGACUAAAGCCCCACAGUACUCAGAGAUCAGUGACAGAGUUAUGCUGACAGUAUCAGGUCUAAAGCCAAAGCCUGAACUCACAUCAGAUCCUGCAGGAGCUGCACUGACAGGAAACACAGUGACUUUGACCUGUCGCAUGGAUCCGUCCACUGGAUACUGGGACUUUUACUGGUACAAACACACACUGAACCCUGAGACAGAGAAGACACAAACAAACUCCUACAGACUGAAGAUUGAUUCAGUGUCUGAUGGAGGCCAGUACUGGUGUAGAGCUGGAAGAGGGAAACCAGUCUAUUACACAAACUACAGUGAUGCACUGUGGGUCAAUGUUACAGUGAGUCCUAAAGCUGUGCUGACGGUACGACCUGAUGAACGAGUGUUUAGAGGAGAAACAGUCACUCUCAGAUGUGAUAUAAAGUGGGGAGGAGACACUGAGUGGACAUACAGAUGGGGAAGAGAGGGAACCAACAACUUCAAUACAAACUCUGCCAAUCGAUGUACAAAACAAGAGUGUGGCACCAGUGGAGUUAAUAAAUGGAAACACAGAGAAGCUGUCAGUCUGUGCUCAACACAAGAGUUGAACAUCAGCAGUGUUAAAUACAUUCACAGUGGUAAAUACACCUGUACAGGACUGAUAAACACUCAGAUCUCUCAGCGCAGUGAUGCUGUUACACUGACUGUAUCAGAUGAAGCUCAGGCAGCAGUGCGAGUGUCUCCACAGCCGUGGCUGACUGAAGGAGAAUCAGUGACUCUGAUCUGUGAGGUUUCAGGCUCCUCUACAGGCUGGACGUUCAGCUGGUUCAGAGAUCAUGAUCAUCGGUCAGACAGCAGCAGAGGAGCUGGAGGAUCUUACACUCUCAGUCCUGCUGCUCUACAGCACACAGGAGUUUAUACGUGCAGAGCAGAGAGAGGACGACCAGCCUAUUACACACGACACAGCAGCACACAGCCACUGUGGGUCACUGGUGUUUCUUCUUCAGUGUCUCUGGUCAUCAAUCCCAGCAGAAGUCAACACUUCUCAUCUGACUCUCUCUCUCUGAGCUGUGAGGAUCAGAGUAACUCUGCUGGAUGGACAGUGAGAAGAUACACAGACAAAGACACAAAAACUUGUUCAAAUCAAACAGGAUCUGCAUGUGUAAUCGAGUCUCUCAGCACAUCUGACACUGGAGUGUACUGGUGUCAGUCUGAAUCUGGAGAGAAACGUCAUCCUCAAAACAUCACUGUACAUGAUGGUGAAGUGAUUCUGGUGAGUUCUGUUGAUCCUGUGAUUGAGGGAGAGACUCUGACUCUACACUGUUUACAUCGAUCUACAAACUCCUCAAUCCUCAGCGCUGAUUUCUAUAAAGACGGAUCACUGGUUCAGAAUCAGACGACAGGAGAGAUGAGCAUCACUACUGUCUCAAAGUCACAUGAGGGUUUCUACUACUGUAAAACAGAGAGAGGACAGUCACUCCACAGCUGGAUCUCAGUCAGAGUGUCACGUUCAGGUCAGAUUUCUGUCUUCAACAUCCUCGGUUUUCUUCUGGCAGCUUGUCCGUAUCUGUUAGCAACAGUCGUGCUGCUUUACAAAUGUUACAGAGCAAGAGUUUCAUCUGCUGAAGACCAAAGUCAGUACGCCGUAACAGAAGAAGAAAAUUGAAUCUGAUAUUAACAUGUUUAAAAAUACUGUUAAUUCUGUCAACAUGUUUAAAUGUUCUGUCAGCAUUUAUUUUUCCUUAAACACGGUUUGAAAAUUUGUAAUAUAUUUGUCAUGUUUGUGUUGUUAUUCUUUUCUUCCAAUAGUGAAAACUUGACAAUGAUACUGAUGCCUGUUCUAGAUCAGUUGUUUGAGUAAUUAGUAAAAAUGUUUUAUUCUGUAUGGUCUGUAUAAACAAAUAACUGCUGAAAUUAUUAUUAUUAUUAUUAUUUUUGCAAUUUUUGAAAUUAAAUAUUUUGAAAGCA
Ctenopharyngodon idella (grass carp) is the source of this 4203-nucleotide messenger RNA. RefSeq names its product titin-like. The record is from RefSeq and is a predicted model, not a curated record. Gene Ontology annotation, biological process: cell surface receptor signaling pathway. Bases 233 to 3901 code for a protein of 1222 amino acids. Lineage: Eukaryota; Metazoa; Chordata; Actinopteri; Cypriniformes; Xenocyprididae. Gene Ontology annotation, molecular function: transmembrane signaling receptor activity. The transcript is spliced from 16 exons.